AUGUUUCAUUUCACAGCAGGUUCGUUGAAGAACUUGAACUCGUGGUAUGCCAAGGGCACCAUGCGGGGCGGGGUGCCACGCAUUUAUUACGCGUGGAUGCGCCCCGGAAGCUUUACGCGCCGCCGCUUCGAAAAGAUGCGAAAUCCAUUUGUGGAUUUGGAGACGGGAACAUCCCUCUACUUUCGUGACACCCGUGACUCAGCGGAGGCGGUGGCACAUAACGCGGAUGCCAAAGGCCUGAAGGGCAUGGACAACGCCAUUGACUUGUACAAUGAGUACCGGAUUGUGCCGGAUCUUUACCCUGAGGGCUUUCAAUGGAAACACAAACUCAACACGGAGUAUAAUCAGUGGCGCUCAAACACGUGGUUGACGCCCGAGUUGAUUCCGCAAGAACAUCGCGGGCGAUUUCUUUGUAAUUUUCAGUUAAACAUUGUUGCAUAUGACAUGCGCGUUGUGAAGUUUAGCCCCAAGGAUCACCGACAGUGGAUCUACUGCGUAUUGUACGUGGGAAGUGGCAAAGGAAUAGCGGGAUGGGGACGCGCUGUGGCGCCGAGUACGCAGGAGGCGAAGAAGGAAGCUAUACGGGAGGCCUUCUCUAAUAUUAUUGCGGUGGAUUUGGAACAGGAGGGCCCCAUGUAUCCGGUGCGUGUCAACGCUGAUGGUGUGCGUGUGCUUCUCUACCCUGCCAAGCGUAUUGUGGCCAACUUUCGUGUUGCUGAUAUUCUUUGUGCGUUUGGGUUUCAGCACGCGGGGUGUCGGAUCAAUUUAAAGGCGACAAACAACCCCAAGUCUCCAACGCACACAGUUGAAGGCGUUUUUGAGGCCGUCAAGGCACUUCGUAGCGUCAGUGAGAUUGCGGCGAGCCGUGGCAAGGUGCCGCACUCUCUCAUCUACAACAUUUACCCCUACUUGGAAGAGAUACGUCGUCGCAAGGGCAUGAUGGCGAUGCAUCCACCAGGCAAGGACGGUUUACUUAUGCCGGACCGUGUGGUGGACAACCGACUCCCCGACCAUCUGAAGAAAGGCUACUACGACGAUGUGUACUGGAAGGACUUUUUUGCCGGCAGUAAGGAACACCUGAAUGAGCCAAAGAUGGGGCUUCGCGGGGAUGAGAUGCGACAACGGUUAGAGGCUGCGCAGUCCCGCCGGAUCCCCUCAACACCAGUCAGCGGACGGCGGACUCUGGAAGACGUGCUCAAACGAUUAGGGAAAACUACAAAGGACCUGGGAUCCCUUCCGAUUGUGAAUCCGAGGCUUGACGUCAAGCUCCCAACGCACAUCAAGCGCAACUACUCACUUCACUGA
Molecule: messenger RNA, 1305 nt
Organism: Trypanosoma rangeli
Lineage: Eukaryota; Euglenozoa; Kinetoplastea; Trypanosomatida; Trypanosomatidae
Product: putative dynein heavy chain
Exons: 1
Coding region: 1-1305 (434 amino acids)
Biological process (GO): translation
Cellular component (GO): ribosome
Molecular function (GO): structural constituent of ribosome
Source: RefSeq, a predicted model, not a curated record